UUUCUCCCUUCGUUACUCAAGCUUGUGAGCUUAAAUAGGAGUUUAAAGCAGAAGAAGAAACAAACGAAAAUCAUCAGCCAUGGACGUUCUCAGAGCUUCUUCUUCCAUUGUUUCUGCACCGAGCGUUUUAACUACUAACACCCAAUUUCAUAAACCCACCUUUUUGUUGAAAUCUGGGAUCAAAUCAUCUUUCAAUCCUCUUCACAGAAACCCAUCGAAAUCCAGGUUGUUUACGACAUUAUCAUCGUCCCCAACGACGGAAUCCGUCGAGCCACCUCUGCCGGAAAUUGAGAUCGACGACGACGGGAAAGAGAAAUUCGAUUGGUAUUCACAUUGGUACCCGGUGAUGCCGGUGUGUGACUUGGAUAAAACGAAGCCGCAGGCGAAGAGGAUAUUGGGGCUUGAUCUCGUGGUGUGGUGGGAUAGGAAUGAGAAUGAAUGGAAGGUGUUUGAUGAUAUGUGUCCUCAUAGAUUGGCUCCUUUGUCGGAGGGGAGAAUCGAUCAAUGGGGAAGAUUGCAGUGUGUUUACCAUGGUUGGUGCUUUGGUGGCAAUGGUGACUGCAAACUCAUUCCUCAAGCUCCCUCCGAUGCACCCCCGGUGCAUACAUUCAAGAAAGCAUGUGUGGCUGUGUAUCCGAGCACGGUGCAGAAUGAUAUUGUAUGGGUUUGGCCAAAUGCUGAUCCUCAAUACAAAGAUAUUAUAACAAAGAAAAAGCCCCCUUAUUUUCCUGCAUUGGAUGAUCCUUCAUACACAAAGCUAAUGGGAAACAGAGAUAUCCCUUACGGGUAUGACAUCUUGAUCGAGAAUCUUAUGGAUCCUGCUCAUAUUCCGUAUGCACAUUACGGAGUAGGACGCAUCCCGGAACCCGAGGUGAAGGUUGACAGAGAAGGGGGCAGACCAUAUGAGAUGCAAGUCAAGAAGUUGGACAUAAAUGGUUUCACCGGAAAGCAGGACGGGACCAAUUCGUUCUUUAUUGCACCUUGCAUCGUUCAUUCUUACGUCGAUGACGGUACUGAUCCCAUGGCUGAUCAAGGAGAUGGAUCUGCAGCAUCUUCUGAAUCCCGAAAGGCACCACCACCAAAUCGAAGUCUUUCUUUGAUUUUUAUGUGUGUUCCGGUUAGUCCAGGUAAUAGCAGGGUGAUUUGGACUUUCCCGAGAAACUUUGCUGUUUGGAUUGACAAAAUUGUUCCGAGAUGGAUGUUUCACAUUCGAUCGAAUCUGUUUUUCGACUCUGAUCUGUAUCUUCUUCAUUUUGAGGACCGUAAGAUAAUGGAAAUAGGGGUUACCAAUUGGCAAAAGGCUUGUUUUGUGCCUACAAAGUCGGAUGCCUUUGUGGUCGGUAUCCGGAGGUGGUUCAACAAGUAUGCCGGCGGUGAGAUUGAUUGGAAAGGGAAGUCUAGUGGAGCUCUUCUUCCGUCCCCUCCUAGAGAACAGCUGAUGGACAGGUACUGGACUCAUGUGGUGAAUUGCAAGAGCUGCAGAACUGCGUAUAAAGGUCUCAAUGCACUCGAAGUAAUGCUUCAGAUCAUGUCGGUUGUUUCCAUCGGGAUCAUUGCCGCAACGAAGCAGAACAUGAUGUCGAUGGUGGCUAGAACAGCGAUCGUAUCGACCGCCAUCAUUUGCUUUGCAGCUUCAAGAUGGUUGGCUCAUUUCAUCUACAAGACCUUCCAUUACCAUGACUAUAACCAUGCUGUUGUGUAAAUUUGAAUAUAUAUAUAUAUAUAUAUCUUUGUAU
This is a messenger RNA of Hibiscus syriacus, 1736 nucleotides long. RefSeq names its product protochlorophyllide-dependent translocon component 52, chloroplastic-like. The coding region runs from base 80 to 1702 and encodes 540 amino acids. The transcript is spliced from 8 exons. The record is from RefSeq and is a predicted model, not a curated record. NCBI's taxonomy places the organism in Eukaryota, Viridiplantae, Streptophyta, Magnoliopsida, Malvales, Malvaceae. Gene Ontology annotation, molecular function: 2 iron, 2 sulfur cluster binding; chlorophyllide a oxygenase activity.